CAUUAAAACAACAACUAUCUCAGAACUCUCCAAUUAAGGUUGUACCAAACACCUUGACUAAAAUUAAUUUGGCUCGUUUAUUUUCCAUAAAAUUUUGACAAAAUAUUUACUUUGACCCUUUGACAAAAAUAAAAAAAUUUAAAAAAAAACUUGAACCACACACUUUAUUGGAAAAAUUUCAUUGGAUAUAUAGCAGUUUGACAAACACUAAUUUUGAUCAUUGAGAAGCUUAAUAUUUCCUUCACAAUAGAAUGCGAUUAAAACGUUCAGCUGAUUUUUACAGAGUUAUCUCCCUGUAGUGUUAUUUACCAAUGUAAAUGUAAUGCAACAGCAAUGUAUAGUAGGUCUAGGUGUUGGUGAUAGAGGUGGUGGUGGAUGUGAUGGUGAUGAUGGUGGUGAUGAUGAUGGUGAUGAUGGUGGUGAUGAAGGUGGUGAUGAUGAUUGUGAUGAUGGUGGUGAUGAUGGUGAUGAUUGUGGUGAUGAAGAUGGUGAUGAUGAUGGUGGUGAUGAUGGUGAUGAUGAUGGUGAUGAUGGUGGUGAUGAAGGUGGUGAUGAUGAUGGUGGUGAUGAUGGUGAUGAUGGUGAUGAUGGUGAUGAUGAUGAUGGUGAUGAUGGUGAUGAUGGUGAUGAUGAUGGUGAUGAUGAUUGUGAUGAUGGUGGUGAUGAUGGUGAUGAUGGUGGUGAUGAUGGUGAUGAUGGUGGUGAUGAUGAUGGUGAUGAUGGUGAUGAUGGUGGUGAUGAUGGUGAUGAAGGUGGUGAUGAUGAUUGUGAUGAUGGUGGUGAUGAUGGUGAUGAUGGUGGUGAUGGUAGUGAUGAUUGAGGACCAGAACAUUUCAAUGUAAUAUGAAUAUUACCCUUCAUGCUUUGUAAUAGACCGACACACUGAGCCAGAUAUUUUACGUGCUAGUUCACAAGGUAACAAUUUGGUUGAAGACCUGUCACCUUACCUGGACACAUUAUUCUGACUCAUAGCCAACCAGUCUUUAAUUGCUCUUACUCCUUAAUGCUGUGUGCUUUGCGGAUAAGCAGCAAAUACCAAUUUUAAAGUCUUUGGUUUGACCCAGUCAGGGUCUGAACCCACAACCUCCCUCACUCUAGGCAAACACGCUACCAUGAUACCACAAAAUAUGAAAUUCAUAUAUAAUAGCUAUAAAUAUAA
Mytilus californianus (California mussel) is the source of this 1159-nucleotide messenger RNA. Its product is annotated as prostatic spermine-binding protein-like. Bases 323 to 820 code for a protein of 165 amino acids. The record is from RefSeq and is a predicted model, not a curated record. Lineage: Eukaryota; Metazoa; Mollusca; Bivalvia; Mytilida; Mytilidae. The transcript has 2 exons.